Molecule: messenger RNA, 1570 nt
Organism: Lacerta agilis (Sand lizard)
Lineage: Eukaryota; Metazoa; Chordata; Lepidosauria; Squamata; Lacertidae
Gene: PACSIN1
Product: protein kinase C and casein kinase substrate in neurons 1
Exons: 9
Coding region: 59-1390 (443 amino acids)
Biological process (GO): plasma membrane tubulation; positive regulation of dendrite development; neuron projection morphogenesis
Cellular component (GO): cytoplasm; plasma membrane; endosome
Molecular function (GO): protein binding; phospholipid binding
Source: RefSeq, a predicted model, not a curated record
UGCAUGAGGUCUGCAGAGUGGCUGAACAUUUUGCCAUAAACCCCAAGGGCCACAAACCAUGUCAGGCUCCUAUGAUGAGUCUGCGGCAUCUGCUGAGGAAAUAACUGACAGUUUCUGGGAGGUAGGGAACUACAAACGGACGGUGAAACGGAUUGAUGAUGGAUAUCGGCUGUGCAAUGACCUGAUGAACUGUGUCCAUGAGCGGGCCAAGAUCGAGAAGGCAUAUUCCCAGCAGCUGGUUGAUUGGUCCAAACGGUGGAGGCAGCUAAUAGAGAAAGGCCCACAGUACGGCAGUUUGGAGAAAGCGUGGAUGGCCAUAAUGACAGAGGCGGACAAGGUGAGCGAGCUGCAUCAAGAAGUGAAGAAUAGCUUGUUGAACGACGACUUCGAGAAGGUGAAGAACUGGCAGAAGGAUGCCUUCCACAAACAGAUCAUGGGAGGCUUCAAGGAGGCCAAGGAAGCAGAGGAUGGUUUUCGGAAAGCACAGAAACCCUGGGCCAAGAAGAUGAAGGAGCUGGAAACAGCCAAGAAAGCAUAUCACCUGGCAUGCAAAGAGGAGAAGCUCGCCAUGACUCGAGAAGCCAACAGCAAAGCUGAGCAGUCCAUCACUCCAGAUCAGCAAAAGAAGCUGCAAGACAAAGUGGAAAAAUGCAAGCAGGAUGUGCAAAAGACCCAGGAGAAGUAUGAAAAGGUGGUGGAUGAGAUUAGUAAGUGUACCCCACAGUACAUGGAAAGUAUGGAACAGGUCUUUGAGCAAUGCCAGCAAUUUGAAGAGAAGAGACUCAUCUUCCUGAAGGAGGUGCUGUUGGAUAUCAAGCGGCACCUGAACUUGGCGGAGAACAACAGUUAUGCUAAGGUGUACCGUGAGCUGGAGCAGACCAUCCGCACAGCUGAUGCGCAAGAAGACCUACGGUGGUUCCGCAACACUAGUGGCCCAGGAAUGCCCAUGAACUGGCCUCAGGUAGAGGAGUGGAACCCAGAUGCAGCAGCACAACCAGUAGCAAGGAAAGAGAAACCUCCAAAAAAGAAUGAAACAAGCAACACAUCCAAUGCCAGUGGGGGUGGGGAGGCAGCAGCACAAGCUGGGGACCGUGGCAGCGUGAGCAGCCAAGCCUACGCUGCCGAGUGGUCAGACGAUGAGGGCGGCAACACCUACAACUCCAGCGAAGCCAAUGGUGGUGCCAACUCCUUUGAGGAAGAGCCAGCUGCGAAAGGCGUGCGUGUACGAGCUCUGUAUGACUAUGACGGGCAGGAGCAGGACGAGCUGAGUUUCAAAGCAGGUGAUGAAUUAACCAAAUUAGGUGAAGAAGACGAACAAGGCUGGUGCAAAGGGCGUCUGGACAACGGGCAGCUGGGUCUUUAUCCAGCUAACUAUGUGGAGUCUAUCUAGUUUUAUCGUGUUCUCCUUCACUGCUGUCAGAAAAAACAAACCAACCCGCUGUCAUCGCCUAUCUCUCUAUUCCAGCCAAGUAGCCAUCUUGCCGUCCUGUCACCCACUCAGCACAGUUAGAAAUAUCCAAACAUAUUUUCCGACCAAUCUUAUUUUUUUAAUAGACAUUUCUGAAGAGUA